AUGCUCUUACGAUCUACUUUUAGGGAAUUAUUUAGAAGAACCUACACUGUAGCAGCUAACAAAGUUUCACAGGAGAAAUUGGUUGACCCGAAUCAACUACCAAAAACUGAAAUCUUAUUAAAAAGAUUUUGGAAAAAUACAUCAAUAACAAAAAAUCAAGACGGUAAUUAUUUAAUAAUACUUGAUAAACGACAAUUGAAAACACCUGGAGGAUCACACUUGAUCAUACCAAAAACGAAAAAGUAUUUGGCAUUACUGAUUGCUGGUGAAUGGGAAUCACAAAAGGCUGUGCUAAAACAUCAUUCAUUGCCUUUGACAUCUCUAGUUGCUAGAGCAAUAGAUGUAUUUGAUAAAGAUGCUAAAGAAAGAGAGAAAGUAAUUACCGGUUUAAUUAAAUAUCUUGAUACUGAUACUAUUUGUUAUCAAGAACCAUUUCCUGAAUCUUUGGUAAAUCUUCAAAAAGAACAUUGGGAUCCAUUAAUAAAUUGGAUACAAUCAACUUAUAAUAUUGAAAUAAAAUCAACAUAUAGUAUUAUUGGGAUAAAACAGCCAAUUCAAUCCAAAGAAAAACUUCAUUCUAUUAUUAAUAAAUUUGAUGGAUUAAAAUUAGCAGCUUUGGAACGUGCUACAAUAAUAUCAAAAUCAUUUAUUAUUGGCCUUGGUUUGGUAGAACGAAAACUAUCAGUUGAAGAGGCUGCAAAAGCUGCAAGAAUUGAAACAAUCUCACAAACAAUGCGUUGGGGUCAAUUAGAAAAUGCACAUGAUAUUGAUAAUGAAGAUAUAAAACGUCAACUUGGAUCUGCUGUUUGUACAUUAAUCAACAGUGUUGAUGUUGAUGUUAUAGGUGUUGAUGUUGUAGGUGUUGAUGUAGAUUCUUGUGUUUGUAAAUCUUCACUUUUUUUUACCCAUUCUAUUGGAAAUUUGAAUGAUUUUUUAUUUUUUUUAAUAUGCCUUAAAUCAAGUGGAAUAUCCUCAAAUUUAUCUGCAUUUGGAUUCUAUAUUUAA
Entrophospora candida is the source of this 1005-nucleotide messenger RNA. Lineage: Eukaryota; Fungi; Glomeromycota; Glomeromycetes; Entrophosporales; Entrophosporaceae. The record is from the annotation of a GenBank genome assembly.